AUGGAAGAGCAACGGUCGAAAUGCCUGCCAUCCACCCGGGUCCUCUCCGCAGUUGGCCAAAGAACCCAAACGAUAUUAACAGCAACAACUAACAAUACGCAUCUUUACUACAUGCAUUCAAUUCAGCUAAUUGUGCUCAUAAUACGGGCAUUAGCGCCACCCCGACCCAUCCCAUCCCGCGAACGCCAAGAUAGUACGAACCUCCAAUCACAGCCUAUCACUCGGCCGGAUCAACCCCCCAUGACGCCAAUAGCCACAACAAGAUAUCGAUAUCAGCUGACGCCCAAACAAACAAACAACAGCGAUACCCAACCACAACCAUGUAUCGAGGCCGAAACACCCCGCGAAAUCCUAUCCUCUUUCAUAGCCCCCAAAGUUUAUAUAUCACUGCACAACUAUAAGGCCUCGGAGUACAAAUACAAAUACAACGCACGGCCUAAACACUCCCCACCAAUAAAUACUGCCUACCCACAAGUACAAUCCAACCACCCCCAAACCACUACCACAAACACUCUCCCCGCCCACUCCCCCGCAACAAGCACCAGCACCAUGUACAUCUCCGCCCCCCUGCACACCCCCUUCCCCCCCUCCUACCCGCACGCCCACGCCCCCGCGCACGUCUCGCUCCGCCGCCGCCUCGUCGCCGCCCUCAAAGAGUUCGCCCAGCGGCGUCUCCCUCCCCGCCUCGCCCGCCUCGUCCCGCGCUCCGGCACAUCCCAUGCUAAUAACAAUGCGUAUUACACCACGCCCGAGGUCCCGCCCGAGAGGGGGAGGGCGGGAGCGCCGGGGACGGAGACGGGGACGGGGCGGCGAGGUUGA
Morchella importuna is the source of this 819-nucleotide messenger RNA. RefSeq lists its product as uncharacterized. The record is from RefSeq and is a predicted model, not a curated record. Bases 1 to 819 code for a protein of 272 amino acids. NCBI's taxonomy places the organism in Eukaryota, Fungi, Ascomycota, Pezizomycetes, Pezizales, Morchellaceae. The transcript has 5 exons.